GCGGGCGCACGGAGGGCGCGGGGCGGGCGCAGGGCGGUGGCUCCGCUCCCGGCUCCGGUUGCCCCGCGGCCCCCUCGCCGGCGGCCGCCCCGGGCCCGCGCCGCUUUAAGGAGAGAGGGGGGCCGCCGAGCGCCCGUCCCAUCUGGUGUCCGUCCAACUCUUCCUCCUUCCCCCCGGCUUUUUCUUUUCCCGAUGAGCUCGGGCGGGCUGGGGGAGGAGCGGGGGAAGGAGCAAACUUUGCCCCUGAGCUGCCGCCGCUGCAGGCGCUCCGGACCGUGAGCGCGCGGGGGGCGCCCGCCCCGUCCUCCGGCAGCGCCAGCCUGCGCUCCGCCCGCCGCAGCCUCCCUCGCCUCGCCUUCCUCCUCGACGUUUCGCACAGUACGAUGUGGAGGGCUUGUCGUUAUUGUUAUAUUUUUAAUUUAUUUCUCACGGAAGAUGGUUUAAUUUUUUAUAUUUCUAUUAUUUAUUAAUCCCUCCCAACCGUAAACCUGCCCAGCCUUCUGCCGGCCGGGCCAGAGCAUAAAGCCUGGGACCGCACCUGGGGCGAUGAGCCCUGCGCUGAAGAAGCCUCCUAGAGGGAUGUGCCUGGGCCGCGCAACAGACUAGAUCCAAGCCCCGAAGCUUACACCACCGGUUCUCCCCUCUCCCUCGUUCCCUUCGCCCGCCUUUCCUGCACCCCAUCCCCUCGAAACCUCGGAUCGGUGCCUGCGCUGCGCUCCGGAGACCUUUGCCGGGUGGAAAGCCCGGAGCCUGAGGAGAGACGGGGCGGCCGUGCUAGAUGCAUGGGGGAGGGCUCCGGUUAAUGCAAGUUCUGGGCUCCUGCAGGGACCCCGACAACUGUCAGCAGCAGCAGCAACUCGGGGCCUCCUCCUCUGCUUCCUCAGCGAUGCUUUUCCACAGCCUGUCCGGCUCGGAGAUGCACGGGGUCAUCGACGAGAUGGAUCGGAGAACCAAAAGCGAAGCACCCGCCAUCAGCUCGGCUAUAGACAGGGGAGAGACCGAAACGCAGACCAUGCCUUCCAUCAGCAGUGACCGGGCUGCCCUCUGCGCCGGCUGCGGAGGGAAAAUCUCCGACCGUUAUUACCUCCUGGCUGUGGAUAAACAGUGGCACAUGCGCUGCCUCAAGUGCUGCGAGUGCAAACUCAACCUGGAGUCCGAGCUCACCUGCUUCAGCAAGGACGGCAGCAUCUACUGCAAGGAGGAUUACUACAGGAGGUUUUCGGUGCAGAGAUGCGCGAGAUGUCACCUGGGGAUUUCUGCCUCCGAAAUGGUCAUGAGGGCCAGGGAUUUGGUAUAUCACUUAAACUGCUUCACUUGCACCACUUGCAACAAGAUGCUGACCACCGGCGAUCACUUUGGUAUGAAGGACAAUCUGGUGUACUGCCGCCUCCAUUUCGAGACUCUCAUCCAGGGGGAGUACCAGGUGCAUUUCAAUCACUCGGAUGUAGCUGCUGGGAAGGGCCCGGCAUUGGGAGCGGGCUCUGCCAACACUUUGGGACUGCCUUAUUACAACGGCGUGGGGACUGUCCAGAAGGGGAGACCCAGGAAAAGGAAGAGCCCAGGGCCUGGGGCUGAUCUGGCAGCCUACAACGCAGCUCUAAGUUGCAAUGAAAACGAUGGUGACCACCUGGACAGAGACCAGCAAUACCCCAGCAAUCAAAAAACAAAGCGUAUGCGGACAUCAUUCAAACACCACCAGUUGCGGACAAUGAAGUCGUACUUUGCUAUUAACCACAAUCCUGAUGCCAAGGACUUGAAACAGCUAGCUCAGAAAACCGGCCUGACCAAGAGAGUUCUGCAGGUUUGGUUUCAAAAUGCUCGAGCCAAAUUCAGACGGAACCUCUUACGUCAAGAAAACACAGGGGUGGAUAAGACUUCAGACUCAACACUACAAGCAGGGACCCCAUCAGGUCCUGCCUCAGAAAUAUCCAAUGCCUCCAUGAGUCCAUCCAGCACUCCCACUACUUUAACGGACUUGACUAAUCCUACUAUGCCUACUGUGACAUCUGUCUUGACGUCAGUGCCGGGAAGUCUUGAGGUUCAUGAAUCUCGAAGUCCUUCACAGACAACUCUUACGAAUCUUUUCUGAUGACUCUUUCUUAAUAAUUUCUUUAAAAAAGAAAUUAUUCUUAGUUGAAAUUCCAAGUGUAUUUUAAUAGAGGCUUUGAGCAACUGACUAACCACAAUUAGGAUCUCUCCUAAAAAACAGAAGGAAGUGUAGUGUUCUGGUGUUACAGAGUAUGGACGGAAGAAUAACUUGGAAGAUCUAUCGCAACACAACAUUUGUGUAACUGUACAGUUUUGUGGACUGAGCAAGGGAAACAGCAAUUAAUUUAAGUUGGCUAAAGCUUCUGUAUUUUCAAAGACUGCCAUGUGCCUUAUACACUGUUUUACCUACAUAAUUUGGAUUCCAUGUCCACUUCUCUCUUUUUCUCUCUGUAUAUUUAUGACCAGGGCAAAAAUGUUAAGAGUUUGUUACUUUGAAUAGUCCUAAGCCUUUCAUUGGUUGCUUUGUUGUUUUAGAAUUUUAAGGUCGAAGUCUGUUCGAAUACCAGAAUUUGUAAAAUCUAACCAGUAAUAAAACCACUUAUGGAAACUACUUGGUAAUGGCUGCAGUUACAUUUAAUAAUAGUGUCACGAUCAAGAUAGGCUGAUUGUGUUUAAAAGGAUUAGAAAACUGCACUUCAAACACAGUAUCUGCCCAGGAUAAACUCUAAAUAUGAUGUAUAUGUUCCUCCUGUUCCUGAAGUGUAUCUGAAUGAGAAAUCCAGCUUGUACAACAGUCUGGAUGUUCUCAUUAUAGAGAAAUCAAUAAUUGGUAGUUGCAGGUAGAAGUUAUCAGAUAAUGUUGUAAUUCAAACAGAAAAACUAGACUUAAUUUUCCUAUGUGAAAGAAACUUGACUUCAGCUGGCAUUUAUGAGAAGAGCCCUGCUUUUGUGCAAGAGGGGGCUCAUGCCAUGUGAUAGAGGAGGCAAGCGGGGGUCUGACAGCUGUGUGGCCACAAUCCGUCUGUUACAAAGGGGGGCACUGGAUCGUGUUUUCCUUAGGAGAAAGAUAGAAGUAUUUCAGGUUAUGUUACAACACUGGUGGGCAAAGCUGAGGCAAAGUUAUGUUCCAUAAAGUCACAGCCUUGCAUUUUUUGUAAUGCUUUGAAGGAAUAAAAAACCCAAGGAAGACUAUGGUAUUAUUGAUACCAAUAAAUGUGGUUAUUCCUUUAAUGAUUCUGGACAUUUCCAGACAAUUGAAUUACUUCUCCCAAAAAAUCUGUGCAGAAUAUAACUCAUAUUUUGAGUUUAUUUCCCAUUGUUUUUAAAGAUGGUUUUCUGUAACUAAAGAAAUACCUCAGCAAAGUAUAACUGUGUAUCUGAAUGAGUAUAGGCGAUGCUGUUUGCCCAGUGGUUUUAUAGAUUUUGAGUGGUACAUAAGAUGCGUAUGGUUGUUCCUUUCCCAACCUGUUACAAUCAGUCUGUUUCAGUCAAUUGUUAGGUUGUAUGUGGCUGGCUCUCUAAAACUAAUCCGGCAUUCCCAUUGGAUCAAAAUUGUUCAAAUAUUAUUCCAAAUAAAUAUCAAGAUAGGUGCCAAGAUUUGUGUCCUUUGCCCUUUUCCAUGCACUGAAGAUGAUUUAGUAGGUAACAACGUUUUGGUUUUAAAAGCACUACAUUUAUUCAGCUUUCUCAGCUGAAAAUUUGCCGGUUUUGUGCCAGCCAAAUUCCUAUCGAGAUCAGUGAGAGAUCUCUGAGAAUGAGGGCUGUGGGAUAGAAAUGCUGACAUAAUCAGGUCACUUAUUAACCUUUUCUACACUUUGGCUUAAAAAACCUCACAGGUGAGUUCUCUGAAAAGGAAGAGAGUCCUAAAAAGUCAUAACUAGCCAAGGUCUGUGAAAGGGAUUGCUUUCCAACCACUAAACCCAAUAGGCCAUCACAGUUCAAUAAGAUUAUGCACAACGAUGAAACAUUAGAAAAGAUAAUUUGGGUUGAAUUAAUAACUGUUACAGGUCUGUCUAAGGCAUUUUUCCUCAUAAUAUAAUUGUCUAAUAUGGAACUGGUGCUGGUUACUGGGCUGUAAGAGAGUGCACAUCCACUUUUCAAAGCCACUCCGACACCGAUUCUGCUGUGUACGGUGUUUUGUUCAUUGUCAAUAACCUUGGAGGGGUUUUGUGGACAUGUUUACCUGGGUCUUUUCUGGAUUAAAAAGGCAAUGUUGGUCCUCUGUUAACUGGAUACAGCCCAUAAACCCUGUGUAUUAACCUGUAAACAGUUUAAAAACCUGAACCCUGAAUUCUGAAGUGUAACGGCAAAUGUAGCAAACAAUUCAAAUGGUUCUUUAAACUUGCAGUGCUAUCAUUUGUGAUCUUGUAUGUUAACUACCUGAAUCCACACGGAUGGGAAUACCUUUCAAAUCAAUUCUCAAUAUUGCCUUUUCAAAUAACUGACAUUUAUGAAGGGGACUACUCUUGUGUUAAUCUUCUCUAAAACGUAUAAGAGACAAUUAGAGAAAUUGUCCAGUUUGAUCAAAUCAGGGAUUUUGCAUAUAAAUAAGAGACAAUAUUCUAUGUAGGGUCUUUAUGUAGGUGCAUUAGGAUUCACUCUCUGGCUCCAAUGACCUAUGUUGUCCCCAUGACUGUUUCAAUCCUGUGGUAUUGUUUGGUUGUUUAGAGCUUGUUGGUUUUGAAUGCUGUACAUUUUUUUUUACUACUGCAAUCCUAAUGUUUCUUCACAUCCUUGUACAGUUCCACAUUUGAUGUAUUAGUCUGAAAUUAUGUUAAAAACAUGAACAAAAAUGGAAAUGAUAUUUCUUUGGAAGUGUAUUUUUACUGUAUACCUAAUUUGAACUAGUUGAACAUACUUCUUUACAUUUUGCAUGAUAGGCGUGUAGUUCAUUUUUUAAAUAUGAAAGAGACUUAAGGGUAACUUAGAACGAGAAUAUAA
This is a messenger RNA of Cuculus canorus (common cuckoo), 4929 nucleotides long. It is a transcript of the gene LHX2, whose product is annotated as LIM homeobox 2. Gene Ontology annotation, molecular function: RNA polymerase II transcription regulatory region sequence-specific DNA binding; DNA-binding transcription factor activity, RNA polymerase II-specific. The transcript is spliced from 5 exons. NCBI's taxonomy places the organism in Eukaryota, Metazoa, Chordata, Aves, Cuculiformes, Cuculidae. The record is from RefSeq and is a predicted model, not a curated record. The coding region runs from base 779 to 2089 and encodes 436 amino acids. Gene Ontology annotation, biological process: regulation of transcription by RNA polymerase II; neuron differentiation. Gene Ontology annotation, cellular component: nucleus.